CUCUUGCUAUAUUUAGAGGAACCACGUGACUUUUGAGGGAUUCCACGACAGCAAGAUGGCGUCUUCACAGGCAAGCGAACGAAGAGUUGCACUUAUCACCGGCAUUACAGGCCAGGAUGGUUCCUACCUGGCCGAGUUCCUUCUUGGGAAAGGAUAUGAAGUCCAUGGAAUCAUAAGAAGGUCAUCCUCAUUCAACACAAGCAGGAUUGAGCAUCUGUACGCCGACCCCAAGUCUCACCGAGAAGGAUCGAAUGUGUCAAACUCGAUGCACUUGCAUUAUGGCGACAUGACAGACAGCACCUGCCUUGUGAAGAUUGUGAGCCAGGUCCGCCCCACGGAGAUCUACAACCUGGCCGCCCAGAGUCACGUCAAGGUGUCCUUUGAACUGGCCGAGUACACAGCUAAUGUUGAUGCUGUUGGAACGCUACGAAUGUUGGAUGCGAUCAGGACAACUGGACUGACCGACCAAGUGAAGUUCUACCAGGCCUCUACAAGUGAACUGUAUGGAAAAGUGCAGGAAAUUCCGCAGAAAGAGACUACCCCCUUCUAUCCACGAUCCCCAUAUGGUGUGGCCAAGCUGUACGGCUACUGGAUCGUCAUCAACUACCGCGAGGCGUACAACAUGUUUGCCUGUAACGGCAUCCUCUUCAACCAUGAGAGUCCACGCAGAGGUCCCACAUUUGUGACACGAAAGAUCACCCGCGCUGUGGCGAAGAUCACCCUGGGGCAGCAGGAGGAGAUGCAGCUGGGGAACCUGGACUCCAAGAGAGAUUGGGGGCAUGCCAAGGACUAUGUAGAGGCGAUGUGGAUGAUGCUCCAACAGAAGGAGCCUGAGGACUUCGUGAUCUCAACCAAUGAAUACCACAGUGUCAGGGAGUUUGUCGAGAGGGCAUUCAAGAUUGCCGACAUAGACAUUGUCUGGGAAGGUGAGGGGGUCAAAGAGGUUGGGAAGGACAAGAAGACCGGAACUGUUCGAGUGCGGGUCAACCCCAAGUACUACAGACCUACAGAAGUGGAGUUCCUUCUGGGAGAUUGCUCAAAGGCCCAGACGAAGCUAGGAUGGACAAGGAAGUACACCUUUGAUGCCCUUGUCAAAGAGAUGGUGGAGGCUGACAUCAAGCUGAUGCAGGCCAACCCAAUCGCAUAGACAUAUGCAUGUUUAUGUUUCAGAAGAUGGUGACAGAAUCUGGAGUGGGGACACUGGGGAAUUGUGUUCCUCUCAGGACCAGGAACUGAAUGGAACAGGAACAGGAACAUAUACAGAACUGUUUUGUAAAUAUGGGAUAUACAAGCAUGUGUUGGUCACCUUCUUAAGACAAGGUUCCUGUCAACGAUUACUUCAUGUGCAGUGUUUUGGGGUUGGAUGAAGAAAAGCAUUUAAUGAUGAGGACAUUGUCCUGUGGUUAUGAGAUCCGUUCUUGUUCAUGACUGGGUGUCUACUCAGCUGAUGUUACGGUGGAUAGUAGCAGGGGAACCUUGUCUUAUGUAUCAGAUGGGAAGUAGUUUAGAUUGGUAAUGCCAAAAACUUAUAUGUCCACACACAGGAGGAGGAGGAACCUAUACUACAGUACUUCAAAGGGCAGUGCUGUGGAUUGGUAUUUGGUAUUUCUGAAAGUCAAGCUUUCAGGAGGAAGUCAAACUUUCAGGCAGACGUCAUGCUUUGAGAAGGAAGUCAUGCUUUGAGAAGGAUGUCAUGCUUUGAGAAGGAAGUCAUGCUUUGAGAAGUAUGUCAUGCUUUGAGUAGGAAGUCAUUCUUUGAGAAGGAUGUCAUGCUUUGAGAAGGAAGUCAUGCUUUGAGAAGGAUGUCAUGCUUUGAGAAGAAAGUCAUUCUUUCCGAAGGAAGUCAUGCUUUCAGAAGGAAGUCAUGUUCUCUGAAGGUAGUCAUGCUUUCAGAAGGAAGUCAUGUCUGAAGGAAAUCAUGUUGUCUGAAGUCAGUCUCUCUGAAGGAAGUCAUGCUUUGAGAAGGAAGUCAUGCAUUGAGAAGGAAGUCAUGCUUUCAGAAGGAAGUCAGUCUCUCUGAAAGAAGUCAUGCUUUCAGAAGGAAGUCAGUCUCUCUGAAGGAAGUCAAACUUUCAGACAGAAGUCAUGCUUUCAGAAGGAAGUCAUGUUCUCUGAAGGAAGUCAUGCUUUCAGAAGGAAGUCAGUCUCUGGUAGAAGUCUCCCUGAAGGAAGUCACUCUCUGUGUGAAGGAAGUCAGUCUCUCUCUGAAGUGAAGUUACUGAAGGAAGCCAGACACCCCAACUGAAGACUGUGAAUCACACCAGGCUCUCUGUGACAUGCACCAUCUUCUGUACAGACCUCCUGAUGUGAGGCUGCGGCUUAUGCUGCUGCGGCUAGUGGGGCGGCAUGCUGCUGUACACCAGCUCCCAGGAAGCUUGUUACUCCAGACCAUGUGGCUUGACGUUCUAGGGAAUACCCAUCUUGUGUGGAUUAACAAGGUUCACUGUAUGGAGCUUUUGGGGGUUAUUUUGUAGACCAAGUAUAGUGUUGUUCGGUUUCUUUGUUCUUUGUCAAACAGAAAUCGAAAUUGUUAAGUUUUCUAUAUUUUAUGCAAAUUAUUUACGAGGAGUUCUUUAAAUCACAUCCUGUAUUUCAAGGUUGAAUCUCUGAUGUCUGCAGCAUGGUGCCUCUGAGAUGAUAAAUCUGUGUGUUGAUUGUAAGUUUAUUCAGUCACAAUUGCUCCUGCCAUGCCUACUGUAAUAUAAUCAGUUGAAAGUUCACUUGAUUUCCUACAGUGUCAGUGUCAUAUAUACGUGAUAUGAUACAGUAAAAUAUUUCAGUGGCAAUAUCACAUGAUGUCCUACUGUAAUAUAUUUCAGUGGCACUAUCACAUGAUGUCCUACAGUAAUAUAUUUAAGUGGCAAUAUUACAUGAUGUCCUACAGUUAUAUGUUUUAGUUGUAAGUUAGCUUCAUGUCCUACAGUAAUAUAUUUAAUUUCAGUACAGUAGUGUGCCUCUGCUUCAAAGUUAAUGAGCUAAUCUAUGUCAUAGAAAUCUAAUUUAUAACUUGACCCAUAUUUAUGUUGAAUUAAAUAAUUUAGAUAAUUUGCAACACAUGUUUUGUGUGACAUAUCGGUUAUUUUUGCUCCCUUUUUAUUUUCAGUUGUAUCUCUAAUUACAGAAUCUUGUUUUGAUAUAUGACAUUGAAUGUUAAAUAAGUUCAGAAAUAUUAAUAAAGAUGCAAAAUGGCAAGUCAUAUAUAUCAGUGUUUGAAGGGCAUUCAUUCAUCAAUCUUCCAGACUGCAAGUUUGUAUACUAUCAAUGAAGUACCAUAACGAAUGUCAGAAAUGUUCUGUGACAAGCUUCUAUUUGCCUCGCAUCUAUUAAUAUUUGUUGACAAUCGACUCAAACACUAAACUCCAAACAACCAAAGUUUUUUGUACAAGUUUGAUAAUAUGUGUACUUAAAAAUAACAUGAGAUGUCACUUUACACAAACUCCUUUUUAAAGGAGGUGGUGCACAUGUAAACUAUGUAACUAUGUAGGCCAGGCUGUCAGUAUGCAACUUGACUCUAAGACUGAAUCUCAUUCUUCAGUGCAUUACGUUUUUGUAUAUUUUUGUAAUUUGGGCAGGAAAUUGUGAAUUGUGACCAUGUUCACCUGUAUGUUAGAUACACUGCUAUUGUUGUGCAUUGUGAAAACUGCAGAACAGCAAGAAUCUACUCAAUGUUCCAUCCAAUAUGGGCCAAGAACAAUCCUGAAACAAGCUUGAAGAUAGUUUGCAAUUAGAUCACAGAGACUUUAUGAACGUUUUUUGAUGUCUCUCUCCAUAAUUCUUGUAAUUGUCAAAUAUAAAGCCUUGAUCUUUAUUUCAAAAUAAUCCUACAUAUAAUCCUUUACCCCUAAACGUGACUACAGUAAUUCAAAUCAGUCUGGCCUGUGUUCCAUGACAGCUGUAUUUAAGUUGUACAUUUACCAUGUACUUAGGAUGCAUCUGAGAAGCCUUCAGAUCGUAUGUCAGAUCCUUGACUGGGAUAGCAGACAAGUUGUAUACCUGAAGUCCAGCACAUUCCAUACCCUUGUUUUGUCCAGGUGUAUGUCGUAUGUAACUCUGUCAAGUGUGUUUGAUGUGAUGAAGCAGGAUAUAACAAUGUCUCUCAGAAUACAAGCUAACACGACUCGGCCAGUCAACUCUUCUUGGGCAGGGUUGUCCAUUAUCUGCAAUUCGCUGUGUAGAGUUGCAUCCCUUUGGUGUGCCAGGAAUGUAUGAUCGUGGUUCAAAUUCUAGAUUUGUCCUGAUUAUGUUUAGUUUUGUCAGCAUUAUACAUUUAAUGGAGUAAAUUUGUUAAGACCUGCAUCACUCUGGGCUUUACUGCCACAUAUAGCAGACAUGUUGUGAUGUCAAGCCUUUAACACAACUCACAGAUGACACAACUCUUGAGGAACCUCCAAAAGCAACCUUAAUUCCAAAAUUUACCAUUCACACAAAUAACAGUUUUGGAGAGUAAUAAUGGAUUUGUGAAAGGUUUAUGAAUUGGUAUUUUUCAAAAAUUCAGAUGCUGCACCUGAACUUUCUAAUUAAUUGGGCAGCAUAAUAUUUUUACAUGGCGAUUCUAGAACCACAUUUUAUGCAAACAAUGCGUGAAUUUGAAAUGUGUGCUACAUAUCAAUGUAUGGUUAAAAGUGUAUAGUACACUACUGAACAGUAUUAUUUGAACAAGUGUAUGCCGAUAUUUCUGACAUGGAAAAUCAAAUCCUUUGCAUCAGAUUGAUCUCCAAACCUGUUUGACAAUCUCUUUCAGAUUAUUCUCACAUAAUCUGUUGUGUACAUUACGUUUGAUUGUAGGAUAAGAGUCUAGAAAGUCAGGCUUUUAUUUUUUGAAAUAAACCAUUCAAGAUAUCUUUCAGAAGAAGUUAGGUAUUAGGUAUUGUGUCUGUAGUCUCAGUGUAUGACAUCAAUACAUUAAUAAUAACCCUAUAACAUUAAUAUCUCAAAAAUGCUUUGAGAUCAAACAAAUAUUUGUAAUAUGAAAGUCAUCCAAACUUGAAAUCCAAGAGAUUUUAUCUGCUCAAUGUUUUAUUUGAAUAUUAAAUAACUUAUUGAGCAUUUUCAUUGAUUUACUGUGUAGAACCAAAAGUUCUCUACUUUCUGUGCAUAAUAUUAAAGGACUUUUCCAUGGUGGGAUUUUGCAGUAAUAAAAUGGGUUAAAAUUGA
Haliotis rufescens (red abalone) is the source of this 5154-nucleotide messenger RNA. Its product is annotated as GDP-mannose 4,6 dehydratase-like. The transcript has 13 exons. Bases 56 to 1147 code for a protein of 363 amino acids. The record is from RefSeq and is a predicted model, not a curated record. Gene Ontology annotation, molecular function: GDP-mannose 4,6-dehydratase activity. Gene Ontology annotation, biological process: GDP-mannose metabolic process. Lineage: Eukaryota; Metazoa; Mollusca; Gastropoda; Lepetellida; Haliotidae.